AUUACCCCUUUUCACUCCAAAAGCUCACUUGUCUUUUGUUUUUGGCAAAUGCAAAGCCUACGAAGUUGCUCAACUAACAUACCACCAUCCCUUUCUUCAUCUUCCAUACCCAUGAUGACUACCACCGCCGCCCUUUCCUUCGACGAAGAGGAGUCGAUGGAGGCCCGAAUCAGGCGGUUGAUAUCAGAGCACCCGGUCAUCAUCUUUAGUCGAUCCUCUUGUUGCAUGUGUCAUGUCAUGAAAAAGCUCUUGGUCACCAUCGGAGUUCAUCCUACCGUCAUCCAACUCGAUGACCAUGAAAUCGCUUCCCUCCCUCUUCCUCCUCCUCCUCCUCCGCCAACAACGGGUCACGGUGGUAUCUCGUCACGAAAUCCAGUACCCGCUGUGUUCAUUGGUGGAUCCUGCGUCGGCGGCCUCGAAUCACUCGUGGCCCUUCACCUUAGUGGCCACCUCAUCCCAAAGCUCAUCGAAGUUGGCGCUCUCUAAGGAUGAUACAUAGGGUUAUUAAUAUUAAUAAAUAUUAAUUAGCA
This is a messenger RNA of Gossypium arboreum, 530 nucleotides long. Its product is annotated as glutaredoxin-C6-like. The coding region runs from base 49 to 486 and encodes 145 amino acids. The transcript has a single exon. NCBI's taxonomy places the organism in Eukaryota, Viridiplantae, Streptophyta, Magnoliopsida, Malvales, Malvaceae. The record is from RefSeq and is a predicted model, not a curated record.